CGCACACGCACACACAUGCACGCACAUACUGUAGUUUCAUCUACAGUGGGGUUUUAAGGGUUUUGGUCAAACAGCUUUACAAUGAAAUUCACUUCUAAUCUUAUUUACUUGUCUCUGUAAUGCCUUUUUAUUGUCAGUAAAUGGCUUCACUAUUCCUCUCUUUUCUUCAUUUCACUCUAAUCUUGAUCCUCUUUUCAUACCCGAGCUUCUUCUUGUACCCAGCCUUUACUGUCUCGGCUUCGUAUGAUGAAUACUCCACAACCCACUUCGAUUUUAGUCUUUUCCACCAGGAUUACUCACCGCCGGCGCCGCCACCUCCUCCUCCGCGGCACUCUCCUUCACUUUCAUGCAAGGACGACCUUGGCGGAAUCGGCUCAAUCGACACCACUUGUGAAAUAGUCUCCAAUUUGAAUCUAACACGAAACGUAUACAUAGAAGGGAAGGGCGAUUUUUAUAUCCUUCCCAAUAUUAAUAUAAAUUGUUCGUUUUCCGGAUGUGAAUUCGCUAUAAAUAUUACUGGUAGUUUCAGUUUAGGUGAAAAUGCUUCGAUUUUGGCUGGGACGUUUGAGCUCGUAGCCAGUAAUGCAAGUUUUGGUAAUGGGUCUACUGUUAAUACCACGGGUUUAGCAGGGUCGCCACCGCCGGAGACGAGUGGAACCCCACAGGGGGUAGAGGGGGGUGGUGGUGGGUAUGGGGGAAGAGGGGCAAGUUGUUUGCUUGAUAAGAAGAAGCUUCCGGAGGAUGUAUGGGGAGGGGAUGCGUAUUCAUGGUCAACAUUGCAGAGGCCGUGGAGUUAUGGGAGUAAAGGUGGGACGACCAGCAAGGAGGUGGAUUAUGGCGGUGGUGGUGGUGGGCGGAUAAUGUUGGUGGUAGAUAGGUUUCUUGAUGUUAAUGGGAGUUUGCUGGUUGAUGGAGGUGAUGGGGGUACCAAAGGUGGAGGUGGGUCUGGUGGCAGUAUCUUUAUUAAGGCUUAUAAGAUGACUGGAAUUGGUUGGAUCAGUGCUUGUGGAGGCAGUGGUUUUGCUGGCGGGGGUGGUGGAAGAGUUUCUGUUGAUGUUUUUAGCCUGCAUGAUGACCCAAAUAUCUUUGUUCAUGGUAGGACUGGUUACGUGCUUUGCUGCUGUUUCAAGUUUGGUUUAUAG
Ilex paraguariensis (yerba mate) is the source of this 1142-nucleotide messenger RNA. NCBI's taxonomy places the organism in Eukaryota, Viridiplantae, Streptophyta, Magnoliopsida, Aquifoliales, Aquifoliaceae. The record is from the annotation of a GenBank genome assembly.